This is a messenger RNA of Carya illinoinensis, 396 nucleotides long. RefSeq lists its product as uncharacterized. NCBI's taxonomy places the organism in Eukaryota, Viridiplantae, Streptophyta, Magnoliopsida, Fagales, Juglandaceae. The coding region runs from base 1 to 396 and encodes 131 amino acids. The transcript has a single exon. The record is from RefSeq and is a predicted model, not a curated record.
AUGACUCUUCAACAAGAACUCUCGUCCGACUCCAUCUUCGACCCUCUUUCAUUCCCUUCAUCUGAAUCUAACCUGGAAAAUCCCUCGACAACCACUGCCACCCUGGAAGAUCAAACCUCCUCCUCGUCUUCUUUUUCUUCUUCUUACUCACCUUCAACACUGCUUCUGAAGGAAGAUGAGGAUCAGGAGGAUGACAAGGAGAGGGUUAUCAGACACCUCCUUGAAGCUUCCGAUGACGAGCUUGGGAUUCCGAACAGAGAAGUUGGAGUAGUUUAUGAUGGUGAUAUAGAUGGGUUUAACGGUGGAGAAGGGUUGUCUUUGUGUGAUGGUAUGUGGGAAUUAGAAGAUGAAGCUGCCAACUACUAUACCUUGUUGCAGUCUGAGCUUUUCAUGUAG